This is a messenger RNA of Diutina rugosa, 1056 nucleotides long. Its product is annotated as NADHX dehydratase. Gene Ontology annotation, molecular function: ATP-dependent NAD(P)H-hydrate dehydratase activity. Lineage: Eukaryota; Fungi; Ascomycota; Pichiomycetes; Serinales; Debaryomycetaceae. Bases 1 to 1056 code for a protein of 351 amino acids. The transcript has a single exon. Gene Ontology annotation, biological process: metabolite repair. The record is from RefSeq and is a predicted model, not a curated record.
AUGUCGUCGGUGCUUAAAGGAACACCCAAGGAAUUGUUAACUAAGUGUCGCCAGUUGAUUCAACCCCUCAAUGCCAAUUUCCAUAAAGGUAUGGCUGGUAUCAUCACCGUGAUCGGCGGGUGUGCUGAUUAUACGGGCGCCCCCUAUUUUGCUUGCCAUGCUGCCGCUGCUACUGGAGCUGAUCUCAGCCACGUCAUCUGUGAACGGCGAGCGGCUCCUGUGAUUAAAGGCUAUACUCCUGAUCUUAUGAUACACCCAUAUCUUAGAGACUUAGAAGGCCUGGGCCUUUCUGAUGAAGAUAUUCAACGCAUUGAAGAUACUGACUUAGAAAAAGUUUUAACCGAUAACCAAAUCCGUGACAUCAUCGAUAAUCGAGUGAUGCCUCGCCUCGAGACGUUGCUUCACCGACUGGACGUGGUGGUGGUGGGCCCGGGGUUUGGUAGAGACAAACUCAUGUUGGCACUGUUAGUGCGGAUUAUCGAGGAAGUCAAAGUGCUUAAUAAACCAGUGAUUAUCGACGCCGACGCCUUAUACUUGUUGCUGCUUUAUCCUAAGCUUGGCGCUUAUAACCGGGCGGUUCUCACCCCGAACGUGGUGGAGUUUGCUCGCCUCGCUAAAGCGAUUAAAGUCGACGCCGGCGACCCCGACCAGCCGGAUCUGGUGGUCACUGCUACCCAAAAUGUCAGUCGAGCCUUAGCGGGCGCCAUUGUUGUUCGCAAGGGACCCUAUGAGGUCAUUGCCUCGAGUGAAGGCCAUCUCAUCAAUGACCAAAAAGGGCUGCCUCGUCGUGUCGGCGGUCAAGGCGAUACCCUUGUGGGGAUUACGGCGACGUUACUUUGCUGGUCAAACCACUAUAUGGACCUGAAAUGGGGUAAUAAAGUCGAAUUCACUCACGACGAAGCCAACAUCUUAGCGAUCUACGCCGCCGCCAACAUGGUGAGAGUAGCCUCAAGAAAGGCAUUCGCCAAGUACGGACGAGCCAUGCAAACUCUGAACGUCCACCAGUUUGUCGGGGAAGCCUACACUGAGAUCUUUGGCGACGCCGCCACUUUGUGA